AUGGCAGUUUUUUGGGAGAUUUUGCUCUAUAUCACCUUUCUUUGGCUCGUCCUCAUUAUUUCGUACACCGAUCGAGACGAACGCUCCUUUUAUAUGACAAAGAUGUCUGAGAAUGUGUUCGACGUCAAGAAGUCUUUUAGUAGUAUCAAUGCUGCUGACGAUUUCUUUCAAUGGGCUAACACAACACUUAUCAACGGGCUGUAUUGGGAGCAAUGGUACAACGGAGGUUCUGUAGAACAUGGGGGAUUCACGAAAGACAACAUUGGCAAGCUGCUAGGAGGAGCGAGAUUGAGACAAAUUCGAGUGAAUACAGAUUCGUGUAACGUUGUCGAAACAUUUGAAGACGACAUUAAACGUUGCUAUUCUCAAGCAAGCGCCGGCAACGAACAAAAGAAUUAUGGCGUGGGAUGGACGGUCACUACAAACGUAAGUGACUCGCGUUGGCGAUGGAGUAGCAGGUCUGAUCUGGACGGAGUACCGUAUUGGGGUAAAGUCGACAUUUACUCUGGUGCUGGGUAUGUGCAAGACCUCGGCCAUACCAGUUCUCAAGCCAGACGUACGUUGUUAGGGUUGCGCGAUAAUCUUUGGAUUGAUCGUCAAACAAGAGCCGUAUUUGUCGAAUUUACUAUAUACAACGCCAACGUCAAUCUCUUUCAAUCUCUUACGUUCUUAAUCGAGUUUCCCGCCACAGGUGGAGCAUUCCCGUCGUAUCAGUUUCUUUCUAUCAGACUGAUCAGAUACGUUAGCUCUCUGGAUUCUCUCAAAUUAGCGUGUGAAAUUUUGUUUAUUUUCUUUAUUAUUCUCUACUCGUACCGUACUUUCAAGGAAGCACGCCAAAUUGGGAUGCGGACUUACAUUAAGUAUUUUUGGACUUGGAUCGACAUUUCGUAUUUAACUUUGUCUUACGCGGCCAUCGUUUAUGCCAUUUAUCGCAUUGUGGCCAUUAAACAGCUUCUCAGUCGGUAUAGUAAAUCGCGCGACAAUUUCAUCAAUUUCUACCCAACUGUGCUCGCAAAUCUGACGAUGCAAUACGUUCUAGCCUUCUUGGGAUUUCUCGUCACAAUAAAGGUUCUCAAACUAUUUCGCUUUAAUCGACGAAUGACAAUGUUGGGAAUGGUUAUGAAAAUUGCUGCUUCGGAGAUUCUGUCAGUUAUAACCAUUCUUGUUGUUGUUCUGUGGUGUUUCACCCAAUUUGGAUAUUUGGUUUUACUGGAGAACAGCGAAUUCCGUUCGUUGGCUUCGACAAUGAGAACUCUGAUGAGUACAAUCCUAGGCAACUUUGAAUUCUACGGAUGGGUAAAAGCACAUCGUAUUCUAGCGCCAAUUAUGUUCUUCGUCUUCAAUCUGGCCGUCUUCUUUGUCUUGCUGAACCUCUUCUUAGUCAUCCUCAAUAGGUCGGUCUUCAAAAUAAGGAAAUCGCUCUUGGAGCAGAGCAACGACUUCGAAGUACUGGAAUACAUGCUGAGACGCUUACGCUUAUGGCUUGGCUGCAGCUCAAAGCAGGCAAUUGACAUGCGAGAAGAAACUACUUCUUGUAGUACUUUUCGCUCUGAGAUCAGUGUACUUAGUGCUCGAGAUAUCAAACUUGGUGAGACCGAAUCAACGCGCAAGAUUUACGGACAAUCACCUGCUGGCUCGGAGGAAGACUGUAAACAUCACUGUGACUUUGGCAGCAACAAUCAAAGUUUGCCUGAAUUGUGGGAAUACGAUUUAUCAGCAAAGGUAGACACUAUUCUUCGUCUUGUCGAUGCACUGUUUCCGAUAAAAGAAGGCAAGCGAGGGGAACCGGUCUACAAGUGGGGAAAGAACUAG
This is a messenger RNA of Corticium candelabrum, 1812 nucleotides long. Its product is annotated as polycystin-2-like. Gene Ontology annotation, biological process: detection of mechanical stimulus. NCBI's taxonomy places the organism in Eukaryota, Metazoa, Porifera, Homoscleromorpha, Homosclerophorida, Plakinidae. Gene Ontology annotation, molecular function: calcium ion binding; calcium channel activity. The transcript has 10 exons. The record is from RefSeq and is a predicted model, not a curated record. Gene Ontology annotation, cellular component: membrane. The coding region runs from base 1 to 1812 and encodes 603 amino acids.